AUGCUCGAACAUGCUGGUGUACCAAAGGACGAUGUGCCCAAAUGGGUUGGCUUCAGCACUACGGUGACCGCUACCUGUGCGGGCGUAAUGGGUAUGGUAUGGGGUAUGGCCUCUGAUUCCAUUGGUCGGAAACGUGUUAUCUUGCUUGAACUCAACCUCAUGCUGGUUUUCAUCCUACUGUUUGGCUUCUCACAACACCUCGCCUUACUGGUACUCUUCCGGGCUUUGCUUGGUCUCGUCAGUGGUAGCAUCGGUAUUAUGCGCACCAUGAUCGCAGAGAUGGUCCCUGAGAAGCUACUCCAGCCGUACGCAUUCAGCAUCCUACCUACCGUGGAGACAAUUGGGUCUGGGUUUGGUCCCGCCCUAGGAGGCUUGUUGGCGCACCCCGCGGAGCAUUAUUCUGGCAUCUUCGGCAAUGUUGCACUCUUGAAAAUGUUUCCCUUUGCUUUGUCUAGUAUAGCUUCUAGCUGUAUUGUAGCCGUCGCUAUUACGAUGGCAUCUGCUUCUCUUCAUGAAACGAAACCGGGACUGAAGGAUUCCCCUGAUUCUGAAUUGCUGAUCACGAAGGUCCUGAGGAAAGUGUGGGCAUUGCGUAACAGACAGGCCCCUGUCCAACCAGUUGGUGUUGAUGAGACAACAGCUCUACUUGGUGACACAAUAGAGGAAGUAGAUGAAGAGUUGCAGCAUAUAGAAGAGGCCUUAGAGCGCAGAGCAGCUGACCUCAAGCGCCGUUGGUUGAGCAUUGUCUCUCCACAGCCUAUUCUCCUAUUGCUGAUAUCCGGUGCGAUGAGCAUGCACACCGUGGCUUUCGACUCAUUGUUCCCGGUACUACUGGACUAUCCUGUACAACAUCUAAAGGGAAACCCAGACGUGCACCUUCCAUUUAAAUUCAGCAGUGGACUCGGGUUAGAUACCAGUGAGAUGGGUCUUUUCUAUUCAAUCGUCGGCGUAUCCAGCAUGAUAGUCCAGCUCGUGAUAUUCCCAUGGGCGGCCAGGAAGUACGGGAUCCUUCAAUGUCUGAGGCUGGCUUCCACGGUUUUUCCCAUGCUUUACCUGGUGGUUCCAUUUGUGCCUCUUCUCCCACAGCCCCUGGCCAGUGUGGCAGUGUGUGCACUGCUGAUUUUCAAGAUGGCUGGGUCCGCCUUUGUUUUCCCCUGCUGCACGAUUCUGAUCAGCGAGGUAGCGGGAACCAUUGGCAUGUUAGCAACUGUGAAUGGAAUAGGUACCAGCAUUAACGCCUUUGGACAAGGUCUUGGACCGGGAGUCCUGGGGCCUGUAUUCUCGUUUGGUGUGAAACGGGGCUACAUGAUUCUUCCUUGGUGGUUGCUGGCGGGGUUCGCGUUUCUGAGUUCGAUUCCAGUGGCUUGGGUUACAGAGAUGGAUAUCUCGCCACCAGAGGUGAUCUUUCCGCCCAAUGAAGAAGAGCAGCAAGCUGGUGACACUGAGAAUGGCGAAGCCCGCGGCCGACAGCUUGGUCGGCCCGAAUUAGUUAGCUUUCCGGUUUGA
Molecule: messenger RNA, 1506 nt
Organism: Aspergillus pseudonomiae
Lineage: Eukaryota; Fungi; Ascomycota; Eurotiomycetes; Eurotiales; Aspergillaceae
Product: major facilitator superfamily domain-containing protein
Exons: 3
Coding region: 1-1506 (501 amino acids)
Biological process (GO): transmembrane transport
Molecular function (GO): transmembrane transporter activity
Source: RefSeq, a predicted model, not a curated record